AUGCCACUACGUUUACAAACAGCCGACGGGGGCUUUGCCAUAAAUACCGCUUGAAAGCCGUACCCUUCAUACUGCAGGAUCGCUGUUAGAUACGACAACUCUAACGAUGAAUCUACUGACAUCUUCGCUAGUUGUUCUUUGUGCAUUUUUGCCAUCAGUUGUGCCUGCACCUGCCGGAUCUAAAGGCGGGGCAGCUCCAAAACCACAUAGCUGCGCUGCACUGUAUAACAAAAAAUGCAAAGAAAUAGCGCACGAAAUGUCAGAACAAGACUUUGACCAAAAGAUCAAAUAUGUACCGGUCGUUGUUCAAUGCAUACAUGAUGUCAAAAGCCAUUGUAAAAAAGACACUGACGGUGUCCAAAGCUUAAACCAUUUAUUGCAAAAGAUCGAACACGCGGUUAAUAAAUUUGUGCCUGCACCUGCCGGAUCUAAAGGCGGGGCAGCUCCAAAACCACAUAGCUGCGCUGCACUGUAUAACAAAAAAUGCAAAGAAAUAGCGCACGAAAUGUCAGAACAAGACUUUGACCAAAAGAUCAAAUAUGUACCGGUCGUUGUUCAAUGCAUACAUGAUGUCAAAAGCCAUUGUAAAAAAGACACUGACGGUGUCCAAAGCUUAAACCAUUUAUUGCAAAAGAUCGAACACGCGGUUAAUAAAUUUGUGCCUGAUAAAGCCAAGCCCAAAGCAUUAGACACUGCUAAACCUGGUAGCUGCUCAGUACUGUAUACAAAAAAAUGCGGACCUCUUGCGAACAAUCUGGGACAAGAUCUCCAUAAAGCUCUACGGGUCAUAGCUCAUUGCAUAAAUGAAGUGAAAAAACAUUGUAAAAAAGACACUGAAGGUGUUGAAAUCUUAAACAAUAUGUUGGCAUCGAUCGAACAAGAACAAGCGGCUAAUAGAAAUGUACCUGCCAAAUCAGGACACAAAGCAGGGGCAACUCACAAACAACUUAGCUGCGCUGAACUGAGUAACAAAAAAUGCGAAGCUCUUGCGAAUGAGAUCAAAGAGCAAGAAUUUCACCAGCAGUGCAAAAAUAUACCAGACUUAGUCCACUGCGUACAAGAAGUCAAAAAACAGUGUAAAAAAGACACUAAAGGUGUUGAGUUUUUAGAAGAAAUAAUAGAAAUGUUCGAACUAGCGGCUGACGAAUGCAACCAUGCGUCCAAGGCAGAGAAGGCAAAAGAUGUGAAAAAGAAAAAAACAACAACUGUUAAAAAAAGAACUACCACGCACCGUCGUAGAGGAUGGUGAUAGUUAUAUUUCAAGCAUACAGCACAGAUUUCAACCUAACCGUACACCAAGGAAAAAAGAAAACAGUUUUUUUUUUGUGUGCUGUCUUUGCUUUUGUUAAAAUUAAAUAUUUUGACCUGACAA
Molecule: messenger RNA, 1372 nt
Organism: Physella acuta
Lineage: Eukaryota; Metazoa; Mollusca; Gastropoda; Physidae
Source: RefSeq, a predicted model, not a curated record